UUAAGAGAAAAAAAAGGUUAAACCAUUCUUCCUUUAGAAAUUAACUAUUUCAUUCAUAAAUUCCACCCAAUUUUAGCUGCUUUUUUUUUUUUUUCCGCUGUUUUGAGAUUCUAGUGUCACAGAAUAAUGUAAAUCAAAUUUGAAAUUUUCCCUGUGUAGCUAUUAUCGGAGUUCCAGUAGGAAGUCCAACGGGCAGUGAAGAUUCCCCACCCCAAGUUAUCGCAGGAGUUACAAUAGGAAGUCCGACUAGCAGUAAAGGUUCCCCAGGUAACAUUAAUGGAUUUAUAUGAUUUUUCUGUAGAGUGUGAUUGAAUAAUGGUUUUAUAUGGAUAAGAUAGUACUACCAAAGUAGGCAUUUAUUGAGAGUCAUUAGUUUUUCAAUAAGGAUUUUGGAAUGUUAUGUUGUGUAAGUGUUCCAAUGAGAAUUUGGGAACUGAUGUAGGUGAUACUGCCAAAGUGGGUUAUUUAUUAAGAUUCACAAAUUUCUCAAAAAAGAUUCUAGAAUAUUUGUUUCUUGAAAUCAAUGUGUAUGAUUAUUUGUCCGAAAGUGGUGAUUGUGCAUAUUGACUAAAAAAAAGGUGAGUAUUAGUGAAGGUUCUUAUUUUGGUUUCAUAAAGAAUUUUUUGGUUAAAGGUGAUUAUUUUUUGUGGGACUAUUCUUGCUAAUCCACUCAUAAAGGAAGCUUAUGUAUGUUUUGCCCAAAGGUGAAUAUGUGAUGCUACUUUUUGAGUUUCAAUUAAGUUUUGUACCCAUUAAUUUUAUCACAUUUCCCUUGUCAUUUAAAGUUAGUUAAUCUAUUGUGAAGAUUGGAAACUGAACUAUUAAAGAUAAGAGAUAAAGUUGUUACUUUUAUAUUAAUGCCUGUAAUAUUCUAUCCAAAGGAAAUGACGAGCGUCUGAAGAAGUGAUGGCAUGUUCCUUUCCGCCCAUGGAACGCAUUCCUCUAAACGACACAUCCGCCUUCCCCAACUGCAACCAGACUUUCUCAUGCGGGGGCCUCUAAAACCUCUCUUACCCAUUCACCGGCAGGCCUCGUCCGUUAUUCUGUCGCCCUCUGGAUUCCUCCUCAGCUGCACCGACGAUGAAUCCCUCUACCUGUACAACAAUACGUGUACCCACGAAUUCACUAACACCACUCUGAAUUCCACUUUAUUCAAUCUCAGCCCAGACAACCAAAACCUUUCGCUGUUCUAUGAGUGUACUUCGGUCCAGGCGUAUACGCCGGAGAACGUGUUCUGGUGCGUCGUAGAUGGGACUUCUCGUAGCGCCGCCUACUGUGUGGUGGAUCUACUUCCGAACGUUCCUCUUUUCCAAAUUAUUCAUCGGCAAUGGAAGCUUAAAGUGAAACUAAUCAUAGGAUUGGCAGUAGCUGUAGCUACCCUUAUGGCAAUCGGUUUUAUAGUGCUCUUCUUUAGGCUUAAAACAAAAUCAUUGUCAAGUUUGAAGUCUCUAUACUUCCAUCUAACUGGCAAGAACGAUGAAAGAGUUGAGGCAUUCAUUCUUCAGUUUGGUUCUCUUGCUCCCAAGAGAUUUUCCUAUUUGAACAUCAAGAAAAUAACCAACUCAUUCAAAGAUAAAUUGGGUCAAGGAGGAUAUGGCAGCGUAUAUAAAGGAGAAUUACUUGAUGGCCGUAUUGUGGCAGUAAAAGUACUUAGAAAAUCCAUAGGGGAUGGACAAGAUUUCAUCAAUGAAGUUGCUAGCAUUAGUAGAACCUCCCACGUCAAUAUAGUCAGCCUAUUGGGGUUCUGUUAUGAGAGGUCAAAAAGAGCUUUGAUUUAUGAAUUCAUGCCUAAUGGAUCUUUGGAUAAGUUCAUUUGUAAUCAAGGAUCUCGAGAGAACCAUCAGCUUGCAAUUAAGACCUUGUAUGAGAUAGCAUUAGGCAUUGCUCGAGGACUAGAAUACUUGCAUCGAGGUUGUACCACAAGGAUUUUACACUUUGACAUAAAACCUCAAAACAUCCUCUUAGAUGCCAACUUCUGUCCUAAGAUCUCUGAUUUUGGUCUUGCUAAAUUAUGUGAAACAAGAGAUACUAUUGUUUCAAUGACAGGGGCUAGAGGAACUUGUGGAUAUAUUGCUCCAGAGGUGUUUUGUCGAAACUUUGGAGGAGUUUCUUACAAGUCUGAUGUCUAUAGUUAUGGCAUGAUGGUGCUGGAAAUGAUUGGGGGGAGAGGGAAGAAUAUUAAUGUGGAAGUGUCUCACUCCAGUGAAAUGUAUUUUCCAACAUCACUGUAUAAGCAACUUGAAAAAUCGGAAAAAUUGAAUCUUGACAGAUUCAUAGCUGAUGAGGAAGAAGAAAUGACUAGGAAGAUGAUAGUAGUGAGCCUUUGGUGCAUUCAAACAAUUCCAUCAAACAGACCAUCAAUGAGUAAGGUGCUUGAGUGGUUACAAGGAAGCCAAGAAGCUUUGCCACUUCCACCAGAACCCUUGUUGUCUUCUCCUGCAGCAAUAUCACUCCAAAACUCAAACACCACAUCAUCAGUCAUAAUGCAGGGGGUUCCAAGCACUUUUGAGACGACUUCACUACGUCAUGGUGAUGACGAAAUAUCUUCAAAUACAUAGAAAUGGUGUCUGCUGCUUUUUUUUUUUUUUUUUGAACAGAAAAACAAAUUAUAGCUAUAAGAAGUCAAACACCCCCUCUAGAUGGUAUUAAAAAGUUCAGCAGAGUUUUCUCUGUAUUUUCUUAAACCUUUGAUCUUCAGCAUGUAACACUCGAUAGACCGCUGUGAAAUCAUCCCCA
Rubroshorea leprosula is the source of this 2736-nucleotide messenger RNA. NCBI's taxonomy places the organism in Eukaryota, Viridiplantae, Streptophyta, Magnoliopsida, Malvales, Dipterocarpaceae. The record is from the annotation of a GenBank genome assembly.